AUGUCCUCAUUAGAUCAUGAGAAUAAUACAAUAAGCCUGCAGGAGCUUAGCAAAGAGCCUCUGCUUGCCGUCCCACCUCAUUACAUUCAGUUGGAUCAAGAAUCGCCAUGUUCUUCUCCAAGCCAUCUAAUGCCAGCUAUUCCCAUCGUUGACAUGGAAAGUAUGACUCUUGGCCAAGCCAAGGAUUUUGAACUACAAAAGCUGCAUUCAUCUUGCAAAGAAUGGGGUGUAUUUCAGGUGGUGAACCAUGGAGUUAGCUCUUCAGUAGUGGAGAAAUUGAAAUACGAAAUUGAAGAAUUUUACAAGCUACCUUUAGAAGAGAAGAUGAGGUACAAGCUGAGGCCUGGUGAUGUUGAAGGUUAUGGCCAAACAAUUGCUAACUUAACAGAUCAAAAUAUUGAUUGGGGUGAUAGGUUUCUUAUGGUAAUCAACCCCAUCCAUAAGAGAAAUCCCCAUCUCCUACCAGAGCUCCCUUCAUCCCUUAGAGAAGCCAUGGAGGCUUACUUUAAAGAAACCCAAAAGCUUGCCAAGGUUUUGUUUAAACUCAUUGGGCAAGCUCUGGAAAUAGAUAAGAGAGAAAUGGAAGACAUGUUUGAAGAUGGGCUGCAAUUAGUUAGGAUGAAUUACUAUCCUCCAUGUCCCCAACCAGAGCUGGUUGUGGGACUUAGGCCUCACUCAGAUGCUAGUGGACUCAGCAUUCUUCUUCAAGUCAAUGGGGUGGAAGGCUUACAAGUGAAAAAGAAUGGAGUCUGGGUUCCUGUGAACAUCCUCCCAAAUGCCUUUGUGCUUCAUAUAGGAGAUGUUAUGGAGGUUCAUACAUUCUCUCUAGCUUAUUUGUUGUAUAAUGCAACUAAAAUAUGCAUAUGUCUGACUUUACAUGGAUAA
Coffea arabica (coffee) is the source of this 885-nucleotide messenger RNA. Its product is annotated as protein SRG1-like. The record is from RefSeq and is a predicted model, not a curated record. Lineage: Eukaryota; Viridiplantae; Streptophyta; Magnoliopsida; Gentianales; Rubiaceae.